Monascus purpureus is the source of this 1778-nucleotide messenger RNA. Lineage: Eukaryota; Fungi; Ascomycota; Eurotiomycetes; Eurotiales; Aspergillaceae. The record is from the annotation of a GenBank genome assembly.
UCGCGCCCUGGAAAAAUAUUCCCCAGAUUCUCGCGAUGAUUCUUCUGGUUACUAUCAGCCUCCGCUCGUUUCUAUCGUCUGUCGCUUAACCCUACGAGUCUGAAGUUCGCAAGGAAUAGUGAUAUGCUGCUUCACUUGUCCUAUUUCCCUAGCUGAUGUGGUGAGUCCUCAAGGACCACCAGCCGUCCCUGCACAAAGCAGGCCUCGAAUCAUAGUAAGGCCGAUGGCCUUUUCAUUGGAACAACAAGCGCACGCCCCAGGGGGAAACUCUCAUAAACACUGCCUUACCGAUUGAUCUCGAAAAAAAACAUCUAUUUCAAUCGCAAUGGCGCCCGGGAAACCCCCUACUCACUCGAAAUCUCCGACCGGCAGCAACGUGAAGAAUGUUGUUCUAGGCGAUUUACUCUUCAAAACGUGGUACCAGUCUAUUUAUCCGGAAGAUCUCGUGGCGAAAGACACGGAUCGUCUUUACGUCUGUCGCUGGUGCUUUCGGUAUUCAUGCGAUGUGGAUGCCUACGUGAAGCAUACGCGUGUUUGCGACAACAAAGCCUCACCUCCUGGUACCAAGGUCUACGAACAUAGCGGAUACUCAAUCUGGGAGGUGGAUGGCGAGGAACAUAAGCUCUUUGCGCAGAACCUGUCUCUCUUCGCGAAACUUUUCCUCGACCAUAAGUCCGUCUUCUUCGAUGUUGCCUCCUUCCUCUUCUACCUCCUGACGUUUAGCGACCCGAAUGACACUCAGAACCAGGACUGUCGCAUUCUGGGAUAUUUCUCGAAAGAGAAGAUGUCCUGGGAUGCUAAUAAUCUGGCCUGCAUUCUUAUAUUUCCUCCCUACCAGCAUAAACAAUUGGGGAAAUUGCUGAUGGGGGUAAGUUACAAGCUAAGCGGAUGGGAAGGGGACGGGGGAUUGAUCGGCAGCCCGGAAAGACCGCUGAGCGAAAUGGGCUGGAGAAGCUAUUCUCGAUUCUGGGAAGAGCGUGUGGCAAGAUAUCUAUUGUUAGGCUCGCAAAGGCAGGAUUCAGAAGAGACGCAGCUACAGCAACAAGACAUUACAUCCCACACAACCACCACUCCCGAAGGCUCCAAAAGAAGGCAUAGCACUGAGAGUAUGACGGUUCGAGAAAUGGGACUGGCGGUGGGGAUGCUGGCGGAAGAUAUAAUCACUGCUUUGAAGAGCAUGGGGGUUGUCGAGCCGGAGAAGUCGCAAAAAAAGCGGAAAGCUCACCAACCGCAUUCUCCAGAUACCAAUACUGGGGCUGACCAUGGAGUCCAGACCGUGAAAAUGCGCAAGUCAACUGUGUUGGAAUGGGCUAAGGCCCACCGCGUUGCUCUGCAAGACCCUGUGAGAGAAGAUGGUUUUCUGGGCAAGUGGGCUCCAAAAAGUCCGCAUGAAGGUCCAUGAUUUGACAUCUGGGGCUAAUUUCGUGGAAUUGACUUGAAAAGUCUGAAAUUUUUGAAGCCUUUGUUGUAUCAUGGAGUUCUGGCCGUUACAUUCCCCUCCGGUAGAGCAGAUUCAAGGGGCAGGACCUCAAAGGGGUCGAAAGGAUUCAUUUUGUUAAUACAGGAAGGCAAAACCCAGUCCUUACAUAUUAUCUAGAUGCCUAUUGAAAAUUAUUACAUGUGCAAGAUUAUUUCGGUUUCCAUGAAGUGGUUGUUCCCUUGUUUUAGUCCCUCAGCCUUUCAACCCUUUCAGCCUUCCGGUUGGAAAUCUAUGAAACACCUACUUCGAACUUAGAAGCGCAGUACGGAGCGGCUUAUGGCAGUUGAAUUGCUUCUAC